This is a messenger RNA of Penicillium nucicola, 1539 nucleotides long. Its product is annotated as esterase-like/phytase family protein. The record is from RefSeq and is a predicted model, not a curated record. The coding region runs from base 1 to 1539 and encodes 512 amino acids. NCBI's taxonomy places the organism in Eukaryota, Fungi, Ascomycota, Eurotiomycetes, Eurotiales, Aspergillaceae. The transcript has 3 exons.
AUGAAGUGGACUUUCUUGGUUUCACUUCUGUCUGUGACAGCCCAGGCCGCUGAACAUGUCGUCAACCAGACAACUUGCGCCGGGACGACAUACAAAUAUACCGGUCUUGCGGGCUAUGGAUUUAUUCCCUCGAACGCUACAGACAAAUACGGUGAUACAAUCGGAGGAAUUGGCAGCUCAAUUGCCAUUGACCAAUCAUCCUGGCAUGCAACAGGGUUGGACAAGUACACCGGAAUAGUCUAUACACUCCCAGAUCGAGGCUGGAACACAAACGGCACCCUCAACUUCCAAUCGCGCAUACACAAAUUCACCAUAACGCUAAAACUAGCACCGCAAGCAAGCCCUAACAACCCAUCCCCCCCAAACAUCAAACUCACGUACCUCGACACAAUCCUCCUAACAGACCCAACCGGCGCGCCCACAACAGGCCUCGACGCCGACAUAAUCGGCCACGCCAGGUUCCCCGGCUUCCCCCCACUCCCAGUAUCAACCUACACAGGCAACGGCUACGGCGGGGCCGGACCCGGCGGCAAAAGAGUAUCCCUUGACACAGAAGGACUCGUGCUCGACGCGCGCGAUGGCGGGUUCUGGAUCUCCGAUGAAUACGGACCGUAUAUAUACAAAUUCAACGGUCACGGACGCAUGAUCCAGGCCAUCCAGCCUCCACAGGCGUAUCUGCCUCGCCGGAAUGGCACGGUCAGUUUCAAUGCUGAUUCGCCGCCGCUCUAUGAUCCCAGUGAGGUUCCUGUGCCUGUUGAUACGGAGUCUGGGCGGGAUAAUAAUCAGGGGCUGGAGGGGUUGACUGUUUCGUCGGAUGGGCGGACGUUGUAUGCUCUUAUGCAGAGUGCGCUUGAUCAGGAGGGUGGGCCGGGGAAGACGACUCGUCGGCCGGCUAGGUUGCUUGUUUAUGAUAUUAGUGGGCGUGAUGCUGGGUUUGUGGGUGAGCAUGUUGUGUUGUUGCCUACUUAUGUUGAUUAUACGAAGAAGGAUGCUGCGAAGGCUGUUCGUGUUGCUGGGCAGUCUGAGAUUCAUCAGUUGGGGACUGGGGAUUUCUUGGUUUUGGCUAGGGACUCGGGCUUUGGGAGAGGGCAGGACGAGAGUCGCUCUGUUUAUCGGCAUGCGGAUAUUUUCUCGCUGAAGAAAAGUACUGGUGUUACUGAUUUGAAGGGUAAGAAGGAUUAUGAUGAGGCCACUGGGGCGAUUGCUUCGUCUGAGGGUGCUUUGUUGGACGGGAUUCUUCCUGCUGAGUAUUGCUCUUUCGUGGAUUAUAAUGUGAAUUCGGAGCUGGGUAAGUUCCGUGUUCAUAAUGGUGGUCCUGUUGAUGAGUUCUUGCUUAACGAGAAGUGGGAGAGUUUGGCGGUGGUGCCUGUGAGUCCUCAUUCAUCUGGCUCGGGAGAGAAGGAGUACUUCUUGUUCAGCUUCAGUGACAACGACUUCAUCACUCAAGAUGGACACAUGAACUUUGGAAAGUUCAAUUAUAAGGACGAGUCAGGCUACGACCUCGACACUCAAGUGCUGGCUUUCAAGUUGAAGUUCUAG